AAUCUCUCUAAACCCAUCUGAUCUUGAAACACACAGGAUUAUUUUUUUUCUGCUAUUCAUUCCUUAGAGAUGUUGGCCCUUCAAUCAAAUAAAUGACCAACUAUUGAUUUUUCUUCACAUACAUGUAAUCCUUCAUUGGAUUUCUGCACACCCACUUACAAUUAUAGCAGUAAAUUCCAUGGAAGGACCACCAUUAGCCUUGGGAGGACAAAGGCUGGGCAGAAGGAAAACAGCAAUAUCAAUAAUAAUGAGAAUAGUGAGAAGAAGAAACCAAAGCAAUCUCUGUUUGGAAGCAUCACAGAAGCACUUGAUUUUUCUCAGGCAAGGUCUGAAGAAGAUGCCAAUCUUAUAGAAGAUGCAAAGUAUGCCACUAAAUCUGGAGAAAAAAUGAGCAGAGAGCAGUAUGCUGCUCUGAGGAGAAAAAUUGGUGGGACUUACAAAGAUUUCUUCAAGGGAUAUAUAGAUGUGGAAGGAGAAUAUGUGGAAGAGGGAUGGGUGGAUAAAACAUGCAAAAUAUGCAACAAGGAUACAAGCCAAGAGCCUAGGAGUGUUGAUUUUAUGGGUAGAUAUGCUCAUGUAGCCUGCUUGGAGAAAAAUAAAUCUGGAAAUUUCUUUAGCAGGCUCUUUGGUAAAUGAGAAGAGUCAACUAACUACACUGACAUGCUUUUGUGUUUAGCUAUAAAUUUUGAUUUUAUGUGGCGAUGUGAUUGUAGGCAUAUUUGCGAAGAGAAAGAUUUGGCUUUAUUGUUGUAAUUCAUAGUUCUUUUUUAAAAUAUAAUGCGAAUCAUAUUGGAAAAGAAAUGAAAAUGGAAAUGGAUUCUUUUUAA
This is a messenger RNA of Cryptomeria japonica (Japanese cedar), 827 nucleotides long. RefSeq lists its product as uncharacterized. Gene Ontology annotation, biological process: positive regulation of DNA-templated transcription; chloroplast organization. The record is from RefSeq and is a predicted model, not a curated record. Bases 388 to 636 code for a protein of 82 amino acids. The transcript is spliced from 3 exons. Lineage: Eukaryota; Viridiplantae; Streptophyta; Pinopsida; Cupressales; Cupressaceae.